Messenger RNA from Galeopterus variegatus (Sunda flying lemur), 1710 nucleotides. It is a transcript of the gene SPATC1, whose product is annotated as spermatogenesis and centriole associated 1. The transcript is spliced from 5 exons. Lineage: Eukaryota; Metazoa; Chordata; Mammalia; Dermoptera; Cynocephalidae. The record is from RefSeq and is a predicted model, not a curated record. Bases 1 to 1710 code for a protein of 569 amino acids.
AUGUCUCUACUCACCAAUUACGAGGGGCUCCGGCAUCAGAUAGAGAGGCUGGUGCGGGAAAACGAGGAGCUAAAGAAGCUGGUGCGGCUCAUUCGGGAGAACCACGAACUCAAGGCAGCCAUCAAGACUCAGGCGGGCGACCUCGGCAUCACCGCGCUCAGCAGCGGGCUCGGCGAGGUGGUGGCAGGCUCUCCCCCAUGCCAGGGUAACCGUGUCUUCCUGCCCCCGUCCCCAGCAGCAGCCAACGAACCGGCCCUGGAAGAAGUGGGGAUUGUGGCUCUGACGCCCCUGGCUGACAUGCUAAGCAGCCCGCAGCCCAGCCCUGCACUGGGCUCCGUCGUGAGCCCCCUGACAGGCCCUCUCAACUCGCCGCUGUCAGGCCCAGAGCCUGGGACACAGAGCAGCCCACUCACCAGCCCCCUGACUGGGCCCCUGAGCAGCCACCUGUCCCUCGCGGGGGUGCCUCCUGGGGCCACACUGUCCAGCUCCCUGGGCCUGCCCUCCACCGGCCCCCUGACUCCAAGCAGCCCCCUGGCAGGCCCCCCCGCUGUGUCUCAGACUGGCCCCCUGCUCACCUCCACGGCUGCCCCUCUAGGUGUUUCUCAGAAUGUUCUGGCCAAUCCCAUGAGCAACCCGGUGCUGUCGGAGGCCCCGAGGGUGCGGCUGGCAGAGCCGCUCCACACAUGCCGCAUGGGGCCCCAUUCCUCAGCCGUUGUGGGGCCUGCUGCCACUUGCAAAGUCCCACUCUCCACUGAGCUCUCCCGGCCAGCCCAGGACCCAGAGCCCCUCAGCAUGACGUUCAUGGGUGCGCCUCUGCAGACCUCCACCCCCCUGGGCACCACGGGCAUGCCCGGUCCCACAACAGCCUUCUUCAACACUUCGGAUGCCCGGACGCAGCCCAGUGCCCCCCAGGGACAAACGGUCCCUGCCUCCUCCCCGGCCACAGUCCUGGCCUCCACCCCCACUCCUGCCCCCCAAGCUGCCACCAACUACACCCCUUCGAGCAACACCCACAUCACCCAGGCCCCCUCCCGGGUGCAGCACUCCACCACCCGGACCUUGCCUGCCCCCCCCUCCCCUCCACACAACCCCCAGUCCCCACCUCGCACCUCAUCCUCCCCGGCUUCAGUCAAUGACACCCGGGGUCCACGCACCACGGAAAUGCCUCGGAAAAGCAACCUGGAGUUGGAGCGGAAGCUGACCCACCGCAAGACUAGCAAGUUCCCCAACAACCCCCGAGAGUCGAAGCAGGUGGCCUGGGAUAGACUGGUGGGGGAGAUCGCCUUCCAGCUGGACCGCAGGAUCCUGUCCAGCAUCUUCCCCGAGCGCGUGCGCCUCUACGGCUUCACUGUCUCCAACAUUCCGGAGAAGAUCAUCCAGGCCUCCCUGAACCCCAGUGACCACAAGCUGGACGAGGAGCUGUGCCAGACACUCACUCAGCGCUACGUGAGCAUCAUGAACAGGCUGCAGAGCCUGGGCUACAAUGGGCGGCUGCACCCGGCGCUGACCGAGCAGCUGGUGAAUGCCUACGGCAUCCUGCGUGAGCGGCCCGAGCUGGCCGCGUCCGAGGGUUGCUCCUACACUGUGGACUUUCUGCAGCAAGUGGUGGUGGAGACCGUGCAUCCCAGUAUGCUCAGUGAUGCGCUGCUGCUGCUCUCGUGCCUCAACCAGCUGGCACACGACGAUGGCAAGCCCAUGUUCAUCUGGUGA